AUGCUGCGCGGGCGGGGACCCGGCUCCCGCUGCCCGCGAGGGUUUUUUCCCCGAAGGCUGUGCCUGUGCUGAGAAACUGGAACUCUUCUUCUCGGUUUUGGACACUUGUGCAAGUCCCAGUGGUGAAACUCACGCGUGGGAGUGAAACCGUGCUCUCCCCAUAGGGUAACCGUGACGCCGUGCUGCUGCGGGCACGGCGAGGUCCCUCGGAGAGCAGCCACCGCGGCCGCUUAAACCAUACGUUUCCCGAAACAGGCUGCAUCUAAGACCACAGUGUGAGCUGCGUGCAAGCCUUUCAUUUACAAAGUAUAAAACCACAGGAGUGUUUUCUCAUGCCUUUGGGUCCGCUGUGCCAAAUGAAAAAACUUAUCUGGAGGCUUCUCAAGCUUUCAGGAAACGCUGUAAGGGGAGCCAACCUCUGAACGCAUCAUGCUUUUUACUGGGAAUUGACAAGCCUUCGUAAAACCUUUGGCGAGAGCCUCCUCAAAGUGCGGGCAAGCACCCUAGAGAGGGUCCUUUGUGGCAAGGACCGGGUGGUGUGGGAGAGGAGAAAUCAGAUGCCUUGUGUUAGCCAGAUUUUUUUUUCCAUCUGUCUUGUUCACGCCAGGUCUUUACAGUCUGUUACACGCACCUGUCUUCCUUAGCGUUCUGCAUACCUGGGGUUUUUGCAGGUAGGAGAAGGUGUGGGAGCAGGAGGCCAGAGGUGCCUGCAAAGGGGCACAGCGUGUGCUCAGACAGAGAUCUCUGAAGGUGAGAGCCCAAAGUGGCCGCUGGUGAGGGCACGUAUGCACAGGGACAGUGUCUCUGGAGAAGGUCUGGGUGCAGGGGAGCAAGCAACUUCUGCUUUCACCCUGUGAAGUGCGUUUGAGUUGAUUUGUUGGGUGCGAGAGCAACAUUGGAAGGAUUGGGUCUGUGAAACAGUUUUUAUUUAAGCAGGGUGUAGAUUUAAAACUCUUUGUCUUCCAAAGGUGGGUAACUGACGCAUUCAUUUCAUGUAUUUCUGCAUCAACUGUAGACACAUGAACUACGUUAUUUCUCUAGAACGCAUGUCAUUAGGUUUUACUCCUCUGCUCUAACAGGGUUUGUUUGCGUUGAUUGUUUGUGUUGCAGCAAUGGGCCAAUACCUUUUCUAUUUUAGUUUCAAUGCCAACAAUUAUUUUAAAAUAGUUAAAUCACAAUAGUAAUGGACUGUUCAUCGAUACUACUUUAGGGUUUCUGUUACUCAGUUUCAAUAAAGCAAAACGAUUGUGUUUUCAUCACUUUGGAAGAGUGCCAAUUAAUUAUAUGUUUAUUUGUACUGUAUAUUUAAUAGCUCUCUUGCUUUCGAAGAUUCUUCUUGUUUAUCUCUUUUUCAAAAGGGAGGCUUAACAGAAUGAGUAAAGCAUUUCAAAUGGCAAUGCUAAUGCAUGCGGUGAUGAUAUGAACAUGCUUACGGUGGAUUUUUUUUUUUAAUUAUUUCAGUCUUAUACCCAGGUCUAUGUAAAAAGACUGUUCGUGUUCCUCUUCAGAAGAAAAACCCCAACAAAUCAAUCCACACAGACGUGUUAUGUCCACAGUGCUACUGGAGCGCUACUUAGAAAAAAAUUCUUUUGACGGUCUCUGUGAGAGUUCAUGCACGUAGCCUGAUGGGCCCUAAGUCAAGGGCAUGUAUAAUAAAUGAUGACAUCAUAAAGGCUGUACUUACUGGAAAUCAUUGAUGCUGGCCAAUUUGGUUUUGUUGCGUAAGCUCAGAAGGAACGGUAGGCAUCGGGAUUUAAAUUAAUUAUAUUCAAGGCUGCUUUUAAAAAAGUGUCUGAGGCAAGGAAGAGAAAGAAGGCUGUAUUUAAGUCUUGGAUGUCUGAGAAGUUGCUGGGGGAACAUGUACUAAAAAUUUGUUUGUUUUUGAAUGCUCCCACAGUAUCUGGAAUAGUGCCAAAACCCCAAAAUGCAAGAAUUAUUUCAGUUAAUCUUCGUAGCACUUUACAGUGGGAUGCACCUCAGUUUCACAAAGGGAACGUAAGUUACACUGUCCGAUCCAAGAGCAUCAAUUUCUAUAGAGACACAUACGAAAAAGUGAGCACAAACUUGAGAGUCACAGAGUGUGAUAUCUCUUCUCUGUCUGCAUAUGGAGACUACAUUUUACAGGUCAGAGCGGAGUCUGAAAAUAACCAUUCAGAGUGGGCGACCAUCAGAUUUAAGCCAAUGGAUGACACAAUCAUUGGGCCACCUGAUGUAAAAGUGAAGUCUGAGUCUGGGUCCCUGCAUGUGGAUUUCAUAGGCCCUUUUGCUGAACAGGAACAUGACAGGUGGCCUCUAAAGCAAUAUUAUGGCUCGUGGAAUUACAGAAUACUGUGCUGGAAGAAAGGCAGCAAUACAGAGAUAACUCACAUCGAUACGAAACAUAACUCUGAAAUAUUAUCUCAGUUGGAGCCAUGGACAAUAUAUUGUAUUCGAGUGCAAGCAGUUAUCCCCGAGUGGAACAAAACAGGCAAACUGAGUGAAGAGCUCUGUGAGCAGACAACCCACAACGGCGUAACUCCUGUGUGGAUAAUUGUGACCGUUCUUAUAGGGUCAAUGUUGGUCGUUGUAAUAUCUGUUCCCGUUUGUUUCUUUUCCUUUCUGCAUCUAUAUCGACUCACCAAACAUGUUUUCUGCCCUUCAUAUAUUUUCCCGCAACACUUGAAAGAGUUUUUGAGCAAGCCUACCAGUGGUUCGCAGUUUUUUCCUCCGCUCCCACAAGAGGAACAUCUUUUUUAUGACAAGCUAACUGUCAUUUCAGAAGAAUCCAAAAAUAAAAGCAAUGGGGCAGGGGAUGAGGCCAGCAAGAUAACAGAGAACCUUCAGGACUCUGAACAAGAAGAUUCUGAUUCAAGAAUAGUGCCAGCUUCAGAAAAGGCCUAAAUGCACUCCUCGUACUUCACUCGGACCAAAAGAAAAAUAAAUGGGCUGUUGAAUUAAUCUUCUUACUGCUGCAUCCUUAAGACAAUAGAAAUUCAUACCCGAAGAUGUGUACACAGACUUUUGACAGAAUCAGAUUAUUUUUUUAAAGUACAACAAGCUUGAUUAUAAAUGAGGAAUUAAAUUAUAAGUAAUUUUUGCCACUGUAGUGGCUCACUGUUGUAGCAAUACUUAGGACUGUAUUAUGACAUUAAUUUAAAAAGCAAAUAUAUAUAAUACUAGUUAAUUUAACUUUGAUUAUUUAUUGCAAAAGCUAAUCAAAAUGGUAUAUUGUCUAAGGUUUGUAAAAGAAAAUCAUAUUUUGUAAAGAAAGACCUGAUCUGAUGUAUUUUUUUUUAAUGAGAAAUUGUGUGGAUUUCUUAAGGAUAUCCCUAGUGGCAUAAUCUUUUUACUGGAUAUUUUUUUACCUGAUGCAAAACUGUAAAGUUAUUAUGAUGGUGUGAACUUGGUAGGAAUAAACCAAACACAAAUAUUCAGUGUGUUUUGCACUGCAAGGUGUUACUCAUACUUCAUCGCUAAGGAUAAUUGGAACAUACCGGAGCAGUGCCAGAUCGCCCGCUAUGUUCAGGUAUUGCUCAGUCCCCGGAGCGUCUGCCCUGCAGUUGCUGUGGCUAAUUAAAUUUUGCCUGCCUAGUCCAGAACUCACUGAAGUCUGAGGAAAACUUCGCAGCUAAAGUGGGAGUCAAAAGGCAGGCUCAUUUUGUUUUAUCUACUGAUACAUAUUCUUAAUUCAAAAAAAAGUAAAUCUGGGUUGGUGUGACUCCCAUGCUACGUAAUACAAUCUCACCUGCACAGCCCUGUUGGUGCCCAUGAAGGUCAUGUCCACACCAACAUCGGGACGUGAAGUGUGGCAGUUGCACUGCGCGCUGGUCUUGUGAGUGACGCGAUUUUUUUGGUGUGUAUUACUACAUCAAAAUGAGAGUGAAAAAUUAAAUUCUGUCAGCAAAAGUGACUCGCCACGAGUGAACUUGUGUGUAAAUCAUACCUUGCUGUGGAAAUCGCAAAAUUUUGGGCUAUGGUUUGAGGUUUGUUAAUUAACACGAAAACAUUCACUUCUUGGGAAGCUGUUGCAGGAAGAAAACAUAAGGAGCAGGCGCUGAUUC
This is a messenger RNA of Egretta garzetta (little egret), 4040 nucleotides long. It is a transcript of the gene IL10RB, whose product is annotated as interleukin 10 receptor subunit beta. Gene Ontology annotation, molecular function: interleukin-10 receptor activity; protein binding. The record is from RefSeq and is a predicted model, not a curated record. Lineage: Eukaryota; Metazoa; Chordata; Aves; Pelecaniformes; Ardeidae.